Molecule: messenger RNA, 1248 nt
Organism: Cavenderia fasciculata
Lineage: Eukaryota; Evosea; Eumycetozoa; Acytosteliales; Cavenderiaceae
Gene: aatA
Product: aspartate aminotransferase
Exons: 2
Coding region: 1-1248 (415 amino acids)
Biological process (GO): amino acid metabolic process; biosynthetic process
Cellular component (GO): mitochondrion
Molecular function (GO): L-aspartate:2-oxoglutarate transaminase activity; pyridoxal phosphate binding
Source: RefSeq, a predicted model, not a curated record
AUGACUCGUUCAAUGAACCGUCUCUACUCGACUAGCACUGUCGGUAGCAAGAGAUGGUCACACGUCCAAAAGGGACCAGAAGACCCAAUUCUCGGUGUCACUGUCGCUUUCAACAAGGACACUUCACCAAGCAAGAUCAACCUUGGUGUCGGUGCCUACCGUGACGACAACAACAAGCCAUACGUCUUGGAAGCCGUCAAAAAGGCCGAAAAGAAGAUCUUUGAGGCCAACGUAGACCACGAAUACGCCCCAAUCGUCGGUGUUGCUUCAUUCAACAAUGCUGCCGCUGUUUUGGCUCUUGGUGAGGAUAAUUCAUACAUUAAGGAAAAGAAGAUUACAACUGUUCAAACCAUUUCUGGUACUGGUGCUUUGAGAGUAGCAGCUGAAUUCUUUGGACGUUUCUUACCAGGUGUUACUGCCUACGUUCCAAACCCAACUUGGGGCAACCACAAUGUUAUUUUUGCCGAUUCCAAGGUUCCAGUCAAGUCAUACUCGUACUACAACCCAUCCAACUGUGGACUCAACUUUGAAGGUAUGAUCAAGGACAUCCAAGCCGCUCCAGCUGGCUCGAUCAUCUUGUUGCACGCCUGUGCCCACAACCCAACCGGUGUCGACCCAACCCACGAACAAUGGAAGAAGAUCUCACAAGUGUGCAAGGAAAAGGAACACUUUGUACUUUUUGAUUUUGCCUACCAAGGCUUUGCCUCUGGUUCACCGGAGGAAGACGCCUAUGCCGUCCGUUUGUUUGUCGAAGACGGACAUUUGAUUGGUCUCUGUCAAUCGUUUGCCAAGAACUUUGGUCUCUAUGGUGAGCGUAUCGGUGCCUUUAGUUUGCUCGCCAACUCGGCCGAAGAAGCUGCUGUCCUCGAAUCGCAACUCAAGAUUCUCAUCCGUCCAAUGUACUCUAACCCACCAGUAUACGGAGCUCGUGUUGUCUCUUCGAUUCUCUCCAACAAGGAACUCACCCAACAAUGGCGUUCAGAGGUCAAGUUGAUGGCCGACCGUAUCAUUGACAUGCGUACCAGUUUGGUCAAGUACUUGAAGCAACACGGUUCCACCAAGGACUGGAGUCACAUCACCAACCAAAUCGGUAUGUUUUGUUUCACCGGUUUGACUCCAGAACAAGUCGAUCGUCUUGCCUCUGAAUUCCACGUCUACCUGACCCGUAACGGUCGUAUCUCUAUCGCUGGUAUCACCUCCAAAAACGUCGAAUAUCUCGCCAAGGCCAUCCACAGUGUUACCAAAUAA